Molecule: messenger RNA, 2370 nt
Organism: Morus notabilis
Lineage: Eukaryota; Viridiplantae; Streptophyta; Magnoliopsida; Rosales; Moraceae
Product: probable glycosyltransferase At3g07620
Exons: 6
Coding region: 183-2171 (662 amino acids)
Molecular function (GO): glycosyltransferase activity
Source: RefSeq, a predicted model, not a curated record
CACAGAGUUUCCCACAUCUCGGUAAAGCCAAAAACCAGAAACAGCAGAAGAAGAAGAAGAACGUCGACGCUCUCUCUCAUUCCAAGAUACAGGGCUUGCAUGAGGAGUUACUCAAUUGAAUUUGGUAUGUUAUUGUGGUUGAAACUUGAGAGUCAUCAAGAAAUCGGAAUUGGGUUUUCAAAAUGGUUCAGAAACUUUCAAAUUUAUGCCAGGUAGAAACGAGGAGAUUGAUUUGGAUUAUAGGGCUGUUAUUUGCUCUGAUCUUAGCGUUCCAGUACUUUGAACUCCCCUAUGGUAGUUUUUCAUCUUUGACUUCCACUGGAAAGGUUCCGGUACAAGGGAAAAGUAGUCAGAAAAAUGGAGAUUCACUUUCUAGUGCUUCAAACUACACUGAUAGGCAUGUAAUUAAGGAGCCACUUAACGAUACAAGGACCUCUAGUAGUGCACCGGAAGGAAAUGGGGAUGCGGAUAACUCUGGCGGUGAGGAUUCUUCGUCGAGGAAUUUGGUGAAGCAAAAUAAAACUUUGGAGGGAGAAAAUGUAGAAAACGUAGAUGAUGGACUUGCACAAGAUGAGGAGGCAGAAGAACCUGAUCAGAGCUUCAAUGGAAAUGUCCAUGCCACAGGUAGUGAUAAUUCAACAAGCAAAAUUGAGAAGGAUGCUACUAAUCUUACAACUUCUGAUAAGGGCGAGAACUCGGAUUCUGGUCCUCCAUCACCCUCUCCUUCAACACCCUUGAUUGAUUCACCACCAUCUACAGCAGAGACAGUUUCACAUACAAAUGUUAGCACUCCUGCUACAUCUAGCAAGUCCGAUCCCUUUUUAGUGGAGAAAGAAAAGGCUACUUCUGAGAAAGAAAAAGAAGCUGAGGGAGUGCCAAGUGAUCUCAGCCACACUGAAAAAACUCCUCCAGUGACUGCAGUUCCUAAUACAAAUACUCGGCCUCAGAUGCCGGUGUUGGAUUUAUAUACUUUGUCCGACAUGAAUAAUUUAUUGCUUCAGAGUCGUGCCUCAUAUUAUUCAGUGAUACCGCGAUGGUCUUCAGCAGUAGACAAAGAAUUGCGAGAUGUAGCAUUGCAGAUUGAGAAUGCGCCUAUUGUACAGAACGAUCCAAAUCUUUAUGCCCCGCUUUAUAGGAAUAUUUCCAUAUUCAGAAGGAGCUAUGAGUUAAUGGAAAAGACUCUUCAAGUUUACAUUUACAGGGAAGGAGAGAGACCUAUUCUGCACACACCAAUUCUUAGGGGAUUAUAUGCUUCUGAAGGAUGGUUUAUGAAGCUGCUGGAAGCUAAUAAAAAAUUUGUUACCAAAAAUCCCCGGAAAGCCCACUUGUUCUACUUGCCUUUUAGCUCUCGAAUGUUAGAGGAAACCUUGUACGUACCCAAUUCGCACAAUCAUAAGGCUCUUAUACGAUAUUUGGAGAAGUACGUGGAUAUGAUUGCGGGAAAAUAUCCAUACUGGAACAGGACUGGAGGUGCAGAUCAUUUUCUUGUUGCUUGCCACGACUGGGCCCCUGCAGAGACAAGGCAUAUUAUGGCCACGUGCAUUAGAGCCCUUUGCAAUUCUGACGUCAAAGAAGGUUUUGUUUUUGGCAAAGAUGUGUCGCUUCCCGAAACUUAUAUUCACUUGCCUAAGAAUCCUCUCAGAGAUCUUGGAGGCAAACCUCUUAGAAAGAGGUCAACGCUCGCAUUCUUUGCUGGGAGUAUGCACGGUUAUCUCCGGCCUAUUCUGCUACAGCACUGGGAAAACAAAGAUCCGGACAUGAAAAUAUUUGGCAGAUUACCAAAGAGCAAGAACAACAGGAACUAUGUCAAUUUCAUGAAGACCAGCAAGUACUGCAUUUGUGCAAAAGGUUUUGAAGUCAACAGCCCGCGAGUGGUCGAGGCCAUAUUCUUCGAGUGUGUUCCUGUGAUCAUAUCCGACGACUUCGUGCCUCCUUUUUUUGAAAUUCUGAACUGGGAAUCCUUUGCAGUUUUUGUAUUAGAGAAGGAUAUUCCAAACUUGAAGAAAAUACUCCUUUCCAUACCAGAGAAGAGAUAUAGGCAGAUGCAGAUGAGGGUGAAAAAGGUACAAAAGCAUUUCCUGUGGCAUUCUAAGCCUGAGAAAUAUGACAUUUUUCACAUGAUACUUCACUCUGUUUGGUACAGUAGACUUCACCAAAUAAGACCCAUAUAACUGAGAGAUGAAUGUAUAUUGCAUUCUUGGUUGGUUUGGAAUGAUACCCUUGUGGAGAACCUCUUAGGUGAAUUAAGGGAAGGAGAUUUUGAAAAUUUUAGCACAUGAAUACUUAGUUAAAUUUUUUCAUUGUAUUGUACAUAUAAGGAUGUGAAGUGGUACAAAAGAGCUGUUUUGUUCUCUUCAUUUGUUUAGCAGC